GCGUCAGUGCCUAAGCGGCCUUAUAGUAAACAAUGUUUGGUUUCUAUGCAUGGAGCAGGUGCCCGGUUUACUAAUUUUGUUUUACUGCAUGUGCACAAAAGUCGGAGAAAUGUUUUAUGGUAAUAACUGUGUGUAAAAGGUGACAAAUAUAUCUAUGGAAGAUAAAGAUGAAUGGAAGAUUAGCUGUCGGUUGUUAAAUUCAUGAUCAUGUUGAAGCUCAGAUAGCGCGCAGACUUCGACAAAUGGUGAAACAAGAGGCCAUGGAUCCUGACGAGAUGAGAGGCAGGACUGGCCAUGACGCUGAAGACAUCAACCAGUUUGACUCGGUAUCCAACGUUCGAUCUCAGCCGGAGCGGGUCAAGGACCCGCCCAAGUCAGUGCAGAGGGAGGGGAGUAAUGUACAAGGUGGCGGCAAAAAGGAGAACCCCCCAAACCACGGCAAGUCAAAGAAACUCAAGAAAACAAUCUUCAUUUCUUACUCCCCUGAUGCAGGCUUCACAGAGCGAAAGUUUGUGGUGGAAACUGUGCGCCAAUUAAAGGAAAAUAAUCUGGCAGAAGACAUUUGGUUCGAUAAAGACGAAAAAAAUACGGACAGCCCCUGUUGGUUUUCCAUGCGUAUGGAAGCAAUUGAAAAGUGCCGUGCUGCAAUUUUGAUUUUGUCAGACAGUUACUUUAUGUGCCCUGUGUCGGUGUAUGAGGGUAAAACUCUUGUGGAGAGACUCAAAGUGGACCCAACAUCAGUUGCAAUAUUUCCAGUAAUGUUCUCUUCUUUAGAAAAAACUGAAAUGCCAAAAGAGUUUAAUCUGUUAGUUAAGGAUGUGGUGGAAUUAACCUCACCGGAUAAUCAUAAACUGAGCCUUGCCGAGAAGACUUCAGUGGUGAUAGGGUCUAUAAUGGAGGAGCUAGAGAAGUACGCCUCCAUACACUCACCCCCCACCCCCCACACCCCACCAGACACGGAAUUCACCGGGGAGUACAAACGUAAGAAGAUCUGUCAGUGGAGUGUAAAUGACCUCCAGGAGUGGCUGUUUAAGCUGGGCAUCAAGGAGUUCUACCGCCAGAGUCUGGCCGAGUGCAUGGUGGACGGGUUCCUAUUGAUGUCCCUCACGGACCAAGAUAUGAUCCACCAGCUCGGAAUUGACAGCCGUGUGGUACGUAAGAAGGUGAUGCAGCAGAUCCUACAGACGCUGGACCGCGAGCACAGGCAGCCGGACAACUGGCACCUCCGCGCGCGCACUCAGCGAUCCAAACCUGAUGUGAUUUAUCUCAUCUACGACCCGACUGACGUCAGACUGGCCCAGAAUAUCAAAGCGGACCUCAAGAAGAAAAACUUGCAGGUUAUCCAUCAUGACAGCGUAAAGCUGGGAAGAUCCAAAGAGGAAUUCCUGCAGAUAAAUGGACCACAGGUUGCCAUGGCAACACAGGUGAUCGUACUUCUGACUGAGGCAGCCACAGGGUCACCAUUUGUGUUUCAUGAAGUCCUGUUUGCUGAUUGGCUGGGCAAGAAGCUUGUGUCGGCCAUGUUUAAGAAUGUUUGGUCCACGUUGAGGGCCUCUCUUAAAGCUGUGUUGGGUGAGUGCCCAGCGGUAGACUUUGAGACCAAGAUGUACAACGAGAGUCUGGACGUCCUGGAGCACCACAUCAAGCCCCUUAGGCGGGUCCCUGGGGUGGUGCUGGAACAGUCCUACCUCAACAAAAUGGCUGAGGGACUCAAACCGCUUGAGAUGCUAGCCUACUCCAGAAAUGGUGUGGUGUCGCGAACGCCCAGUGAAGGUGACCCCCAGGUAUUCAUAAGCUACCAAUGGGACAUGCAGGGUAAGGUGGAGGACAUCAAACAGCUGCUGGAGAACAACAGCUUGCAGUGCUGGGCCGACGUGUCCAUCACCCUACCCCCCAGGGGUCACAGCAGCAAGUCCAGCCGCAGCGGGGUGGGGCUCCACGACGGAGGGUCAGAGACCCUUCAGAGUCAGAUCCAGAGGAACAUGAAGGCAGCCUCAGUGGUGCUGAGUUGUAUCACCCCAAAGUACCUCCAGAGUGACAACUGUAAGAAGGACCUCACCCUGGCUGAGACUUUCAACAAGCCCGUCAUUCCUGUCCUACUCAGAUUCUCCCCCCAGGAGAGUGCACCUGAGCAGGUGAGAAAAAUCCUGUCCAAGUUCUCAUAUAUUGACCUCAGUAACGAACGGCUUUACAAACAGAAUAUUCCAUUAGUGUUGGAAAAAAUUAAAAAAGCAGUCAGUCAGAGAGGAGGUUACCGUGACUACUGAGGUCAUCACCAUGACAACUGCCCAGUCAGCAUUUGUUUACAGUCAGUAUUUGUAUAGGACCAUGCCUGUAUGUGCUUCCACAUUGUUAUAGACUGGAAUCUCCGUGUGAGGGUGGGUCAACCAUACCCUAAAAAGGUCAUGUACAAUUAAUGCCAAAUGUGCAAAUUCCUGGAAACGUUUUAUGUGAUAUGUAUAUGUUGACCUUGACCUUUCUGUGUGAGUGACCUUCAAACUGUUCAUUAGAGACAUGCACGUGUCAGUUUGUGCUGUUGAUUGUUGUCAUGUUCAUCGCCUGAAGCGCUCACUGUUUUCUGUUCUUGUUUGAAUAAAAUAAUCAGUAUAAGUUGUA
Molecule: messenger RNA, 2616 nt
Organism: Magallana angulata
Lineage: Eukaryota; Metazoa; Mollusca; Bivalvia; Ostreida; Ostreidae
Exons: 4
Coding region: 243-2267 (674 amino acids)
Biological process (GO): signal transduction
Molecular function (GO): protein binding
Source: RefSeq, a predicted model, not a curated record